Molecule: messenger RNA, 432 nt
Organism: Puccinia graminis f. sp. tritici CRL 75-36-700-3
Lineage: Eukaryota; Fungi; Basidiomycota; Pucciniomycetes; Pucciniales; Pucciniaceae
Exons: 3
Coding region: 1-432 (143 amino acids)
Source: RefSeq, a predicted model, not a curated record
AUGCCCUGCUUGUCGGGAGGAGAUCUUGGAGAUGUGGGAUUAAACACAGCUCUUGAGAAGGAGGCCCUCCCAAUGCACUCGUCAGGAGGAGCUCCUGGCGAGCUGGGAUUAAACCCAGCUUGUCGGGAGGAGCUCCUGGCAAAGCUGGGAUUAAACCCAGCUCAUCGGGAGGAGCUCCUGGCAAAGCUGGGAUUAAACCCAGCUCCUCGUCGGGAGGAGCUCCAGAAACCCAGCUCGUUCGAGGAGGGUCCUGGCGAGCUGGGAUUAACCCAGGCUUGUGGGGAGAGCUCCCUGGCGAGCUGGGAUAAACCCCAGCUCGUUCGGAGGCACUCCUGGCGAGCUGGGAUUAAACCCAGCUCGUUGGGAGGAGCUCCUGGCGAGCUGGGAUUAAACCCAGCUCGUCGGGAGGAGCUCCUGGCGAGCUGGGAUUAA